UGUGCCUCGAUGUCUCUGUAGAGGGGUGUGUAUUUCAGUCUAGCCUGUCUGCCCUGCCGCUCCCUCCUUCUCGCGCUCUCUUCCUCGUACACUCCCUCUCUUCUCACUGUGAGAGGAGAUAGUUGCUCUGACAGGGAAACUGCUUUUCUGCUCUGGCACAAGUGGGACUUCCAGGUGGGACCUUUCGUAUGUCUGUGGCAGUGGGUUUCAGACUCAUUGGCUCUCAUUUGGGUUUACAAGGAUAUAUUCCACCUGGAUCCUUUAACCUUUAAAGUGACAGCAAAUGCUUUUGAUCCACACCAUCACUGAGGCUGAAAUGUGAGAUCUAAGAGAGACCAAGUUACUGAUUGUGAUUCAGAGCUCCUAAUUGCUUUAAGAUUGCCACAGAUUGGAAUCAGGACGUGAGUCAACAACAACCGUACUUGUGACUUUGUGAAUGAAUGAGAAUGGUAAAGGCACUUGCUCAAGCUUUUUUGAGGUUGCUGUGGAUUCUCACCUUGGCAAAGUGUAAGAUCCCAGGUAAGGAUAAGAUCUCCCUAUCCUCUUUGAAAGGUAGUAGUGCAAGAAUUGUCAAGAUAGGCUCAUGGGUCAAGGGUCAAGGCAUGGGAUGUCUUUAAUGUGACUGUGCUGCGCCUCUGAGUGAGGAAACAAAUAAUCUGACUACUGUAUGUCUUUAAAUACUUCCAUUUGAUCUAAUCUUAAGAUACAUCUCUAUCUAAAAGCAUUCCUUACCCCAGGACACUUCAAUGGGUGACUAUCCAGGGAAAUAAAGACAUACGUGCUUACCUGGCUCUGAUGGAGGUGAUUACGCUGAAACGUAAACAUGUUUGUAUGUUGUGUCCCGUCAAUAAAUAAUCAGAUCUAUGCAGAAACAAAGUACUCCUUUUUCUUUCUUUGUGUCCUGGGGUAAGGAAUGUUUCCCUUUUUGUUCAAACAGGGCUGAAGUGGGUUUGGGUACACUUUCUUUCUCUACAUCUCUUGUUCAUGGAACAGGUGCUUUUUGCAUUUUGGGUCCCUUUCACUGCACAAGAAAUCAUAGUUCCUCUUGGCAAAACUAAAACGAGACUAUUUUAACAUGUGGUCAUAGGGAUUCUCCAUGAGACAAAUCCAGUGUAAAGUAUUAGUUUAAAGAGAAUGGUUUGGCCAGGAGUUUUUUUAAAAUACAAACAACCAUUCAUAUACAAUAUAAAUUACAUAUUGUCACUGCACUGUCCCUGUAGCUUGUUGUUGAAGUCCCUAUCCAUCCUCAGCAAAUCUGAGGAUUUAUGAAGUAAAAACAUCCUUCAAUGCAAUGCUGAGCCUCUAUUGCUGUGCAUGUGGGACUAUGUUGUCCACAUCCCUGUAAAUUCUUGAGAGGUGGACAGUCAGUGGGCAGUGAGCAGGAGUCGAGAUGUGUUCUUUCUGAGGAAUCCAGUAGCCCACAGCGUCUUUGAUGGCUGGCCCUCUGGCCCUCGGCACGCCACUGUUUGUUCUGGCUGGGAGUAUUUAGACUGGCCAGACCAUCCUGGGACGCAGGUCAGCGGUCUCUCCUGUUUGGAAUGUUGCUGAGGAAUUUAAAGACGUCUACUCUGAGGAGAUCACAGUCUCACUGGGACAUCCCUGACUCUUCACACAUUUGCACACAUGCUAAUUCUAUAUAGUCAUGUACUAUAUUUGACUCUGAGUGGGUGCCCUGUCUAUGAAGGACUUCACUGGUGUUACCAUCGUUAUUUUGGCAGUAAAAAGCCCAUAAAUUCACCUGUGAACAUUUACCCAUUCACAGUGCAAUGUCUUGUUGCAAACACAUUUUGUGCACAACAAAUGACUGAAAAAGCCACAUGUUGAGAUUAGGCUGUGUGAUUACCAGUUUCAAGGGUAUUAUCUAAUACUUAUCCAGUCAAACUCUGCAUUUAACUCGACAAUUGUAAUGUGUGGCCUGUCAUGUUUGGCUUUAGAAGUCCCACCAUAACCAUAGGUGCCGGAGCUCACUCUGAAUUGUGUGGUGGCUAAAAUGCUGGGACUGCAGGUUACGGUUGGGUAAGACAAAACAUAGUGAAUGUUUCAGAACCAUGAGAAUAACACAAUCUAUAGCAAGAUGGAAAGAGGGGGGAAAAAGUUCACUCAUGACCAAAUGAGGAUCCAGUACACGUCGUAUGUGAUGUUCUCCCGAGUGGCGCAGUGGUCUCUAGCUGUGCCACUAGAGAUCCUGGUUCGAAUCCAGACCGGGAUUCGAACCGCGACCGGGACCGGGAGACCCAUGGGGUAGCGCACAAUUGGCCCAGGGUAGGGGAGGGAAUGGCCGGCAGGGAUGUAGCUCAGUUGGUAGAGCAUGGUGUUUGCAACGCCAGGGUUGUGGGUUCGAUUCCCACGGGAGGCUAGUAUGAAAAAAAUUUAAAAGAAUGUAUGCACUCACUAACUGUAAGUUGCUCUGGAUAAGAGCGUCUGCUAAAUGACUAAAAUGUAAAUGUAUAUUCUGAUAUGGAAAAAACCUACCGUGAGUAGGUGUGUGGGUUAAAAGAAAAAGAUAAGAAUGGAGAGAUAUUUUUUCAUUCCGCCUAAAUCAGGGUCACACAGUGUUUCUUGGUAGUCUUAAACAAAUCUACUUUGAAACAAAAGUAUACACCUCACACACAUAGUUAUGGGCUUAAAAAAAGAAGACACCUGUACCAUGUCAGAUAUAGAGUUGAAAUGUAUUCAACUUUGAGUUUGCAUCCAAAAAUUACACUUUAUAUACAUCACAGAAGACUGAAAUAUAAAAUAUAACAAAACCGUUUGACAUAGAAACACUGGAUUUUCCGCUGGUUUAUUGAAAGAAUGUUGACUAAUUAUGAAAGGAAGGUCACAUUUGCCCACACUGUUAUCUCUCUACUUCUCCCCUAGAUACCCAUGUGACAUGUUUGUUCUCAGAAGACUGUGUGCUACCCUGCAGCUUCAAACCCAGCGGAAAUGAGAUCAUCAGCUGGUACCGCCAGAAGGUACUCCUCCUCAGCCACUCCCAGCAGGGUGGAGACCAGCCGGACCAGCCUCCCAAGGACCACCGUACCAGGAUGUACCUGCUUCAGGACCAGCUCUCCCGAGGCAACGCCUCGCUCCACCUCAGCCAGUGUGGCAUCAAGGACCGAGGCCGCUACAGCUGUCUGGUCAACAGCACUCUGGGACAACAGGAGUCCUUUGUCAUCAUGAAAGUGGAGGGUUAGUUGUACCGCUGGCGCUAGUAUCGAGGCUAGAGUAUGCUGCUGAGUAUCCACUUCACAUAUCAAAUUCUUUCAGCAUAGCUUGUGGUAAAACACCCUCUGUCAUGAAUGUGAAGGGACAUGAAUCAUUGUUUGUCGACCAGCUGCAGCUGUAUUGGAGCUGUUAGAGCUAGAGCCAAAUUGCUAAACUGAUGCCAAGCCAAGAGUCAAGUAUUUGCUUUUGUUAUUGGUUUUGUGACUUUGCUGUACAAAACCUUUUGUAUGGUUAUUGCUCUCAAAUUCGCAGUUUGUAGUGAAACCACUCAAGGCUGUUACUCUCUAACCCUGGCUCUCUAUCAAUGCUAUUGCAGCUCCCAUCAAGAUGGUUACUAUGGAGAUAAGUAAGAACAGAGAGAUUCAGUGCCUGUCUAAGGAUAUCUUCCCUGCUCCCCGUGUGCAAUGGUCCACUCUGCCGCCUAAAGCCAACCUGAGAUCCACCACACAUAUGGCACCCAACACUGAGGGCCUCUACUCCGUUCAGAGCAAACUGAGAAUGUUUGAAAAUACCCUCACUUACGUCUGCACCGUUAAUUCCACAUAUGGAUCACAGUCAUGGAAGAGCUCACUGCAAGAAGGAGGUACGGCAUAAUUAGUAUUGUCUUUCUCUUCCUCUCUUUCUCUCUUGCUCUCUCAUUUUGCAGAUGCAUAGCUUAUAGUUGAUCAAUUCUCAUGAAAACAGUAAUACACUGCUGGGUGUGACUGUUAUGAUGACUAAGUGCAGAGCCAGAGACAAACCCACACAGAGAAACAGACUCAUUUAAAUACAGGUUCUCUCAACUCCCAGCCAGACUUGGGUGAUGCGCUGAUGCCUGAGAAAAUUUAUAAUUCAUUGAUUUCAGUGUAACACCCAAAGAAUAGAGCUCGCUAGCUUGUAGUCCUAAAAGCUUACAGUCCUCUGGUUCGUUCAGCCAUCCCUAUGGGAAGAAUACAUGGGGAAAGAAUAAACGCCGAAAAUAAGGUUUGAGGUUAACACAGGCUUAGGAGAUCUUAUACAUUUUGUUCUAUGAGAUAAUAGCAGUCAGUUAAUAUGACCAUUAUGAAUUAUGAAGCCUUUGUGAUUUGUGUGUUUUUAAUUAUUACAUAAAUUCGUCAAAAUUCACAAAAAGUCACGUUAGCUGAUGAAGAUUAUUUCAUAGAACAAAACGUAUAAGAUCUCCUAAACCUGUGUUUACCACAUACCUUAUUUUUGGUGUUUAUCCAAAAACCCUACAAAAAUGCCAUUCAUUUUCCUCAUAGGCUUUGUCCAACGAACCAUGGUUGAGUUAGUGCCUACAAAAAGACGCCAUUACUAUUUCUCUGUAUUAGGAAUUAGAGUACUAAAAUUGACGUUAACCUUCUUAUGAUGGGAUAAAGGUUAGCCAUUUUGGUCAGGGAGUUAGUCAACCAUGGUUUGCUAGUGCUGUGAUAAGAUAUUGUGUAAAAUAAUGAAUUUGAAUAAUUUAUCUAUACUGUAUGUUCGUCAGCUAGCCAGACAGUUUUAGAGGAAUGAUUCCAUGCAUUUUUCAAAUUAACUGUCAAUAUGCCAACAUUCCAUUCAAACAAUGUGGUCAAUCCACAGUCAUACACUGGCUGAAAUCAUUUGAUGAUAGGAUUUAGACAAGUUGUAAAUUGAACAUAAUAGCACUCACAGCUUUCCAAGAAAAACAUUUGAGACAUUUCUGGUCUGUUUACAUAUAUUCUAGAGGCUAUUUAUACAGAAAAUUGGUAUAGAACAUGUAUAAACUGUAUUUACAAUUAUAUGACAAUAUUUUAUGUUGACAAUAAUUAUAUUGGGCUCCCGAGUGGCGCAGCGGUCUAAGGCACUGCAUCUCAGUGCUUGAAGCGUCACUACAGACCGUGAUGGGGAGUCCCAUAGGGCGGCGCACAAUUGGCCCAGUGUCGUCCGGGUUUGGACGGUGUAGGCCGUCAUUGUAAAAAAGAAUUUGUUCUUAACUGACUUGCCUAGUUAAAUAAAUAUUACACCAUUUCUGAUAUAUCACAUGACUUACUUUCCUGCAUAAGUAAAAUCAUGAUUAUAUACCUCUACUGCCAUUCAUUCCAAUUAGAGUGGUUUGGAUUUCACCCUAACCAAUAUGGCUGCCAUUUUCACCCAGUCUGGACCUUUGGGGCCCGUGUAGCUCAGUUGGUAGAGCAUGGUGCUUGCAACGCCAGGGUUGUGGGUUCGUUUCCCACGGUGGGCCCUUAUGAAAAACGUAUGCACUCACUAACUGUAAGUCGCUCUGGAUAAGAGCGUCUGCUAAAUGACUUAAAUGUAAAUGUUUAUGACAUAGCCCCUCUAGUAAUUUAAUAGGAUCUCUAUGGUAACACCGCCCUCUAGUGUUUAAGAGAGUGACUAUAGCGGGAAGGCCGCUAAUGGACAGUGAUAUAUAUCAUUUACAUUUUAGUCAUUUAGCAGACGCUCUGAUCCAGAGUGACUUACAUAAGUCAGUACAUUCAUUUUUUUACUUUUUUGUACUGGUCCCCCGUGGGAAUCGAAACCCACAACCCUGGCAUUGCAAGCGCCAUGCUCUACCAACAAAGCCACAAAUAAAAUGCUUUCACCGGCUCACAAUUCAUAAACUUAUUUCAUCAACAGAGUUGAUUGGAGAGGCAGGGCGAGACCUGUCCAUCCCUUGCAUGGCUCCACAGAACCUCCAGAACUUCUCCCUCACAUGGACCUUCACCAGAACCAAUGAUGAGUCCAACGUCAUCCUCAGCUACGACAGCCUAACCAGACGGACCUCCAACCUCUGGGAGAGCCGGGUUGGACUGGAACAGGACCAAGUUUUGAUGGGAGACGGAUCCCUCCUUCUUCACAACCCAGAGAGUCAGGAACACACAGGAACCUACACCUGUACAUUCUCAGGCUUCCAGAACAGACACAUGGUCCAAACCCAGGUCACCAUCAGGUCAACAUUACAGCGGUCGUUGACAGGUACAUAAAAGUUAUACCUUUAAAAUAUGUACACUCUAUGUGCUUAUAAUGCAUGCAAGGUUAUUGAUGAUAAGUGUUCACAUCAUUUCAUAAUGCUGAAUUUUUCACACAUUUACCUUGUCCAAACGUCUAGAAAAUAUGCCAAAUGCUGGAGGCCAGGCUGAGCGUACAGGGAAAAGUCACUCCAAGAUGUGGGUGAUUGCUGUAGUAGUUGCAGUGGUUGCAGCAGUAACAACAGCUCUACUACUGUAUAGAAAACAAAGAGGUAAGUAUAAAGACAGGGGGACCCGGGCCUGCAGGGGGAGUACAUCAGCGUAUCAAAGAGACAUCUGCUAUCCUACUGUUCACGCUACUAUAACUAAUGUGAUGGAAAACCUGAGAGUAAAUUAAUCACUUCUGCGCACCAUGCAUUCUGUACUCAUACUCACAUGACAAUGAAGGAAGUGAUGACUCAUAUGAUUUAUGUAUUCCUUAGCCAACCAACGGCAGGCUAAUAGGACCACUGUGGAGGACACAGAGAUGCAGCCAAUGGAAACUAGUAAGUGUAGGCCUAUUUUAGUAGUUGUCAGGACUCAUCAUUAUAUGGCCUUUGUCUUAUUAUAAUCCAAUCCAACUAUCUUACACUAUAUAUACAAAAGUAUGUGGACACCCCUUCAAAUGAGUGAAUUCGGCUAUUUCUGCCACACCUGUUGCUGCCAGGUGUAUAAAAUCGAGCGCACAGCCAUGCAAUCUCCAUAGACAAAUAUUGGUAGUGGUACGGCUUUACUGAAGAACUCAGUGACUUUCAACGUGGCACUGUCAUAGGAUGCCACAUUUCCAAGUAGUACACUGGAGGGAAAUACUGCAGGCUUUAGAGUUAUUCCUUCAUUGGCUAAUACCUAUUGCCCUGCCUUACUAAUUGACCUCUCCAUCUCUCCCUCACAGUUAAAACAUCUGAUGAUUUGCCAAUGGAUAACUGCCAGCUGACAGCAGAACACAACAACGGCCAUACAUAGCUCUGAUUGACAAGACGUUCUAGAUGACAAUCAUAUGUUUCUAAUCACAGGCCUGACAUCAUCAAUCAAGCAUGCCUUUCUAGCUUCACUGAUAUUGAGAAAAUAUGCCCAUGGACCACAACCCACAUUUUUUGCUCAAGGGGGAAAAUUCAACCACAUAGGGAUGCAUUCCAGUGAUUUCAUUGGAGAGUGCCGUUCUACAAUGGAGUGCAUCUGUGUUCUAAGCAAUUGAAUAACUGUACAGUCUUCAUCAUUCACAUUAAAGUUUUGAAUAAAGUGUACAUUGUAGUAGUCAUCUGUGAGUGUCUGAACAGUUGCCAACUCUGAGAUGCCUUACCCUUCUAAGGUACCUAGCUAGCUACAGCAGGCUACCGAGACAGAAAUAGACACUGCCAUGCUGUUCGUAAUGAAGCGUAACAUUUCGUUUUAACAAUAUGGUCACACAACUUUGGUAUUCUGUAUAGGAGAAAAUGCUUAUGCUGUAUCGAUAUGUUUUAAGUCAAAUUAAAUUAGUGAUGUGACUAUAUUUUGGAUUAUACUGGUUAUGCUGUAUGUUUGAGUUGACCUGCACUUGUUUUUCUUUUAAGGAUUCACAAGCAUGAACACGUCUUCAAAUGGCAUGGGUUUGUUGACAUUUGCUUUAGUAAAGGUUUCAUAGACAUAGAAAGUGUUCUCCCUUAUUCAACUGUCUCUACAAAAACACAAAAAUAUAUUCAACUAUAUCAUUAUCUUAUGGCGUUGCAGGCAUAUUUUGAUAUUUAAGAUUGUGAAAAUGUUGUACAGUACUAUUAUUCCCUCGACACUCUAAGAAAAAAGUCUCUACGGGUAAGAAUACUACAAAUGUUGAUUAUCAGAAAUGUUUGAUUGCAAUUAUAUAACAUUAUCCUCUGGAAUCCAAACUUCUAUUAAAGAAUAUGUAAUUUUUUAUAUAUUAUUUUUAAUUUUUUAUGUCAAUGUCUUCCCUCUCAGUCUCUCUGGUGACCUGUCUCUACUGUGAGGACUGUGUGCUGCCAUGUAGCUUCAAACCAAAUGAAGACGAGGUGAUUCAUUGGUACAGACAGCAAACCCCCAUCCAUAGCUACUAUGAUGACAUUGACCAGUUACAAUUUCAGAAUGAACAUUUCAGUGGAAAUACAUCUUUGUUUAAAGACUAUAUAAAUAAUUGAUUUUUAUUUUCAUAUAAAUAAAUCACUCCUACUCUGGAGGGUAGAUGUUACAGAUGAGGGCAUAUAUAAGUGUUACACCAGUACCAUUAUGGGUAACCAGGAAACCUUUGUGGAUGUUAAGGUGGAAGGUUAGUUGCUGCUGUUACUGUGGGAAAAUGUCUGAAGUAAGUAGUGCUAUGUUUUAUCAUGCUUAUAAAAGCGUUUCUUAUUUUAAUUUAUUAAACAGAGAACACUUUUUUCUCUUUUGCAGCUCUCAUCCAGUCAGUGAGAAUAUAGAUUACUGAGGAGGUGGUUUCCUGUUAAUCUCAGAACAUCUAUCCUGCCUUUCAGGUGGCAUGGACCACAGACCCACCAUCUAACCAAAAACACUACAGAACUCCACCAUCAAAACCCUCGACUCCAAAGGUCUGUACACAGUGGAGAGCAGAGUGAGGAUCCUGGGUAAUGUCUCUGACCACACCUACUUCUGUUCAGUCAUCUCUGCAGACAAGGCCCAGGUGUGGACCACCUUCAUAAAGCAGACAGGUAUUCUGAUCCUUCACCCAUUUAUCAAAGUCCACCAUAACAAUAUUAAGGCCCAUAAAGUUGGACAAAACCAGCCUGUGACACUUUGGGUGAAUGUGUCUCUAUUUCAGAGGAAUUGAUUGGAGAGAUGGGGUGAGCGCUGUCCAUCCCCUGCAUCGCUCCACAGAAACUCCAGAACUUCUCCCUCACAUGGUCCUUCACCAGAACCAAUGAGCCCACAAUGAGCCUACGACAGCAGAACCAGACUGAUCUCCAACCUCUGGGAGGGCCGGGCUGGACUGGAGCAGGACCAGGUUCUGAUGUGAAACGGAGCCCUCCUUCUUAACAACCCAGGAAGACAGGAACACACAGGAACCUACACCUGCACAUUCUUAGGCUUCCAGAGCAGACACAUGGUCCAAACCCAGUUCACCAUCACAGCCAGAUGAGCCACUGCAG
Molecule: messenger RNA, 9250 nt
Organism: Coregonus sp. 'balchen'
Lineage: Eukaryota; Metazoa; Chordata; Actinopteri; Salmoniformes; Salmonidae
Source: the annotation of a GenBank genome assembly